This is a messenger RNA of Sitophilus oryzae (rice weevil), 4929 nucleotides long. RefSeq names its product glucose dehydrogenase [FAD, quinone]-like. The record is from RefSeq and is a predicted model, not a curated record. Lineage: Eukaryota; Metazoa; Arthropoda; Insecta; Coleoptera; Curculionidae. The transcript is spliced from 11 exons. Gene Ontology annotation, molecular function: flavin adenine dinucleotide binding; oxidoreductase activity, acting on CH-OH group of donors. The coding region runs from base 782 to 2662 and encodes 626 amino acids.
GUUUGCGCAAACUGCGAUCGAAAGUUUUACAAGAGUUUAAGUGGUUCGUUGUUCUUGUGAAAAGUGAAAAAUAUAUCGAAAAAAUGUGGAAAAUGGUUUUCGGUAAUGGUUUCGGAGAUGAAAUUUACGAUUCGCUAACAGAACAACUGGCUUCCUCUUUCACUAAAUGAAAUGGGCAGAUCCGAUCCCGGACCGCAAAAAUACAAAGAGUCCAACAAAAUUGACUGUAAAUACCACCAAAGGGUGCAUUCCCAUCAUAACCAAUAUUGGACAGAAAUAGCGUUUAGGAAUAAAAACGAUAUUGUUACACGAUUUAGUACAACUCCUAGUGAUAGAUUCGUAUCUAGAUAUAGACAAGAUAAUUGUCACAAAUUUACUAGAAGCAAAAGUGAGCACGAUUGCUCCAUCGCUCAUAAUGAAUAUCUUAGGCACAAUUUGUAUAUUAAAAGUGCGGUAGAGAAACAAAACGCUUUAAGUUUUCAACUAAAAAAGGUGUCGUUUAGGAAUUAUACUCCAAAAAUAUUAAGUCAGGAAGUUAAUAUGGGUAUGUGGAUUUGAUAACUCUAUUCACCGAGCUAUUGACUCAAUAAAUAUGAGAUAAUUUGAUACCUGUUCAGUGCCAAUACAAGAAAUAGUGUGUAGAGAAUAACUUUAUAGUGCCAGAAAACAUAGUCAAAAUUAAAGUGACAAGAAUAUAAUAGUAUAUAAGUGUGAAGAGACAAUAAAAUAAUAUAUAAUGUGGACAAGUUUUUAAAGUAAAUAUAUAGGUGAUAAUCUAGUCAUGUCAUUAUUAGCUGUCGUUGGCCAAGUCGCCCAUUUUGCAGUGGGCCUAACGGUGAAUCCCCUAACCAUUUUGGGCCUGGUUCCUGUGUUCGCAGCCGGAUUACUAUUUAUGAAAUAUUUAGAAGUUGACCCAGAAUCCCAUCCUAUCAAUAUUAAUAAGAUCAGACCUGAAUACGACUUCAUUGUGGUGGGAGCUGGAUCAGCAGGAGCUGUAGUAGCUGCCAGGCUUUCCGAAAUAGAAAACUGGAAUGUCCUACUCUUAGAAGCUGGUGGGAACGAAAAUGAAGUAUCGGAUAUUCCUUCAUUGAGCGGAUAUAUGCAAAUGUCACAGUUCGAUUGGAUGUACCAAACCACACCGCCAUCGGAUUCAGGUUAUUGCUUGGCGAUGAUCGGUGACAGAUGUAACUGGCCAAGAGGAAAGGUAAUGGGCGGAUCAAGUGUCCUUAACGCUAUGAUAUACGUCAGAGGCAACCGGCACGAUUACGAUCAAUGGGCUGCCCAAGGUAAUACGGGUUGGUCGUACGACGAUGUCCUGCCCUACUUCAUGAAAUCGGAAGACAACAGAAACCCGUACCUAGCUCGUACCCCGUACCAUUCAACAGGAGGAUAUCUCACAGUGCAGGAGUCUCCUUGGCGCACACCACUCAGUAUUGCCUUUCUGCAAGCAGGGAGAGAACUGGGUUAUCAAGUUAGAGAUUGUAAUGGUGCUCAACAAACUGGAUUCAUGUUGUCGCAAGGUACCAUUCGACGUGGUUCACGAUGUUCCACCUCAAAGGCGUUCCUGCGACCAAUAAGAAAUCGCAAGAAUCUACACAUAGCCAUGUUCUCCCAGGUUACCAAAAUUAUGAUCGACCCCAAGACCAAGAUGGCGUAUGGUGUCAAGUUGAUCAGGAAUAAUCGUCCGCAAUUCGUCAGAGCUAAAAAGGAAGUUAUAUUGAGCGCCGGUGCUAUUGGAAGCCCUCAAAUUCUCAUGCUGAGCGGAGUAGGCCCCAGAGACCAUUUAGAGGAGUUUAAUAUUCCUGUAAUAAGUGAUUUGAAAGUUGGCCACAAUCUACAGGAUCAUAUAGGACUGGGAGGUAUGACAUUCAUAGUGGAUGAACCAGUAACAUUUACUAGGGACAGAUUUCAGACGCCCCAAGUAGCUUUGGAAUACAUUCUAAAAGAACGAGGUCCGAUGACAUCACUGGGUGGUGUAGAAGGUUUGGCUUUUGUUAACACCAAAUACGCUCCAAGUUCCGGUAGUUGGCCGGAUAUUCAAUUCCACUUUGCACCUAGCAGCAUUAAUUCUGAUCCUGAUCAGGUUCGAAAAAUAACUGGAUUAAGAGACAGCAUCUACAACACCGUAUACAAACCAUUAAAAAACGCCGAAACCUGGACCAUCCUACCUUUACUCUUACGACCAAAAAGUAACGGUUGGAUACGACUAAGAUCGAAAGAUCCUAAAGUCUAUCCAGACAUUAUACCAAACUAUUUCACUCACAAAGAAGACGUUCAAGUCCUCACCGAAGGCAUCAGAAUCGCUUUAAACGUUUCAGCUACAAAAGCGUUUCAACGAUUCGGAUCGAGGCCCCAUAAAGUACCGUUUCCCGGUUGUAGACAGUACGACUUUGAUUCCGACGAGUACUGGGAGUGUAGUAUAAGACAUUUUACUUUCACUAUCUAUCAUCCGACGUCCACGUGUAAGAUGGGACCGGAUACGGAUCCGGAUUCAGUUGUUGAUCCGAGAUUAAGGGUUUACGGUGUGGGGAAAUUAAGGGUGGUCGAUGCAUCAAUAAUGCCCAAUAUUGUGAGUGGAAAUACUAAUGCCCCGACGAUUAUGAUUGGGGAAAAAGCGAGCGAUAUGAUCAAGGAGGAUUGGGGUAUAAGAGUAAUGCAUUAAAAUGUUAAUCUAAAUUCCAUUAUUACUGUUUUUACUGUAAUAUUUAUUAUAAAGUUUACACAAACCUAUAAAGGUGCGUCCAGACCUGACGAGACGAGAGCGAGACGAGCGCGAGACAUUCCAAAUUCGCCAAGUGUGGACGGGUACUUACUACAACCCACAGAGCCUCGAUGCUAUCCGUCCUCUGUCGGUUUUUCGACGGCCGAUCAAAGAAAGCUGGGCUGGAACUCUGUAACUAAGCAAGCGACUAACUCUGGCAAGCGACAGUAUUCUUCAUCGCUACCGAUCGCUAUUUCGUUACAGAGUGCCACCCCUCGCGGCUCAGUCUGGACGUGUUUUUGGUAGGCUAGCUCGACUGCGAAAUAUUAGCUCUAAUUUAUGAAUUUCGACUAUUUAAAACAAAAUAAUAUCAAUUUUUUAAAUGGUACACCGACACCGUAUGUAUUAUAAUUUUUUCUGAUAGAAUUUACAGAUUUUGCGUCAUUGAUAAUUUUUACCGUACCAAAAUCUAAUCUUUCUUUAAACAAUUUGAAUUAUUACAAAAUAUAUUAAUUUUAGAUAAAAAAAAUUACCGAAUUGUACGUAGUACGUAGAAGCUAAUAAUAAAAUAAAAAAUUGGGUAUUCUUAUUAAAAUAUAAUAUGUUAUAUCCGCAACACUUUUUUGAAGAACCCUGUAUACCUUUACAGUACCUAAUUUUAAAAUGUGCUUCUUAACCUUUUCUACAACUUUUCUAUUUAACAUUUUGUUCUGAAAAACAUUAAAAAACGUACUUUGUAAAGGACGUCGUGUUUCGAAACGAAUGGUUAAAGACAGGGGCGGAUACAGGAAUUUAUUUUAGGGGGGGGGCCCAAAAUAAAAAGUAAUGUAGAAUGUGCUUUUUAGGGCGCCAUUUUUAACCCAAAAACCUAAGAUUUAACCCAAUUUACAGAUCUUAGGCGCAGCCCGGGCGCCAUGGCCCCCCCCCUCUGUAGCCUCCACUGGUUAAAGGGGAAAAAAACCGACGAUGUAUAAAAUAUGACGAACCAAGUAUUAUGUUAAUAUAAAAAAAUGCAUUAGUGUAUGCGUAAUUAUUUGGCCAUCGUUUGUUAUAUUCAAUUGCAAUUUAAUAUGUGUUUGGAUUCCUUUCACUAUGAUCCAACUCGGCUUAUGUCGUGGCAAGCUUGCCUCAAAAAAUGGAUAGAAGAUGUCUCGCUCUUGUCUCGCUCUCGUCUCGCUCUCGCCUCAGGUCUGGAAGCACCUUAACUUAGAUAAACGAAGUCAUGACGCUGUAAUAUAAGUGUACGUCCAUAGUGCACCGGCUUUCCGCUUCCCGGUGGCGGGCUUAUAUCGCGGCAGGACUUAUUACUUUGUGAACCUGCGCUAUUGAAAUAGGUAGUGGUCAUUAACAACCUCUUACAGGAAUGUCAUGCGACUCAUGCGGCAUCAUGGAGUUCUUCCUGGGAUCGGGAUCUAUUAUGUCUUUUUAUUAGCUAGUGCUCAUGUUCAUAUUAAACUGAUACAAAAAAGCAGCACUCGCAUUCAUGAAGUUAAUCGGUCUAGUUUUGAAUUUGGUAAAUAUAAUGUGUUAUAUCCACAACUCACAGCUCACCUUCAAACAUUUUACGAAUAUUUCUGCAUGGAGAAAGAAACGUUGAAUUAUAUUUUCAACAAAAUUUAAAACCGUUGAAAAAAAUGCUACAAUUUUUAUUUCGAUUAAAAUCGAUUAAUUUUUAAUAAUUUUGUAAGUAAAUAGCUUGAAUUGUGCAUAACCUUUUAACACAACCUAACCUGACCGCGAUACAGUAUGAAGGGGGAAGCUGGUGCACUAUGGACGUCCACUAACACUUGUUCGCUGAUCGCGACGAGAUGAUAUUUUGGCAGUGCAUGUACCUUUUUUAACCAAGUGAGACACCCCUAAGGUUUCCUGAUCAAUUUGGUCUUUCUAGUCGAUUAUCAAGGACUAUUCUGGUUUGAAAUCGAAAUCAAAAAAUAUAUAUCCCAAAAUCCCAAACGAAUAAAAUAUAAAAAUCUUUUAUAAAUUGAAUAAAACAUUUAAAUAAAAAACAAAAAUACAUAGACAUUAUACAUAUAGUAAAAUUUUUAAAUAUUUAUAAGUGUAUUGGAUAUUUCUAGUUAUUUGUAUGAUCAUUGUGAUCUUUCAUAUCAAUAUAUUAACCUACUAGUCAUUUAGGAAUAAAUAUUAAAGUAUAAGAAUAAUAAACAAUUAAUUAUACAAAAGAAAUCAACAAGUUAAAAAAUAUAGAGGGUGCCCCAGAAAUAAGUGCA